Effrenium voratum is the source of this 2463-nucleotide messenger RNA. The record is from the annotation of a GenBank genome assembly. NCBI's taxonomy places the organism in Eukaryota, Dinophyceae, Suessiales, Symbiodiniaceae.
AGUCCAUUGCCAGACAGCUGGGCCAUGGGCGCUCUGCUGGUGCGAGCGGCUGCUUUGCUACUUGUGGCUUUGUCACAGCAAUUGCCGCCGCCUGGCUACGAGCUGGAAGACCCCAAUGCCCAGCAUGAUUGGGUGGCCAAGGAGCUUGCUAAUGCGAAUCGCCUGCCUGAGGCGAUCGAAAGCUUCAAGGCUGCUGCCAGGUUUGUCGGAGAGCAUGUCUCCUUCGCAAAUCUCGGCGUCGCGUAUAUGCGCAACAAGGAGUUCGGCUUAGCGUUGAAAGCGCUGAGAAAAGCCAUGGCCUUGAAUCCGGACGAUGGACAUGCCAAAGAGAACCUAGAGGUGCUGCAGACCUUCGCCCAGAGCCAUGGCUAUGACAAGAAGAAGCUCGAGGCCUUAGGCCGACGGGCUGACCUGGACCUCAUCCCCAAGAAUUCUCGCGCCGAGCGAGGUGCAGAGCCAGAGGAGGGGUUGAAAGGCCCUCGCAGCAUGCGGAUCCUCACCACUGCAGCGCAGAUCGGCACAAGAGCCAAAGAGCUGUUUGCGCGCGGUGAGAAGAAGCUGGGCCGAGGGUUCCUAUCCCUCGCGCUGCACGUCAAUCCCUGGGUGAGCCUUGAGCUUCCUUGGGUGGAUGACGUGGUGUCAGAAGAAAGAAGCAGGAUGACCUACUGGGCAGGAAACGCCUUCCUGGGCUGGGACAAGACCAAGGUGGAAGACGUCAUCAAUGCGCACUUCAAGGAUCAGAGCGAACCAGAGGUGUAUGAGCUUGCACUCUACGCGUGGCGGAACCUGCAGCUCGUGAAGCACUCCUGCUGCGGCAUCGACAACGUGGCAGUGUUUCUCUCGCGGGCUCGAAAGUUCGCUCAUCCGCAUGUAGUGCCCUUCUUGCACCUGACUCCAGAUUACGUGCCAAAGUUGAAGCCGGAGAACAAGGCCAUGUACAACUCUUUCAAGCAGUGGUGGGAGAACAACGGCCGAAGGUCGCCUCCCCCGCCGGCGAUUGGGUUUGACGGCAAGGACAGCUGGGACUGGGAAUCCAUGAAGGUCGUGAUGCCACCUGAUCGGGUUCCUGAUGGUUGGGAGGUGUUCACCCAAGCCGCUCUGCUGUACCGGCUCAAUGAGUAUGAGGGCGCACGCGCAUCUCUUGCAGAGGCACUGCGGAUAAACAGCGAGAUCGCGCUGGCGAGCGAUGAGCUGAUGCCUGGCUUCGCCAGCUUCCCCGCUCGGCCAGGAGUGAUGCCGCCAGCCGCUAGAGGGAAAUACCUGGUGUGCUACAACCCGCAGGUGGGCUUGGGCAAUAUUGCAGUAGUCAUGGUCUCUGCUCUGAACCUCGCCCGCAUCACCGGACGGACACUGGUGAUCCAUUGGAACACCAACAUGGUCUCCCGUCAUGCCUGGGAGCUGCUGGAUUUGCCAGGGGUGAAGCUGAUUGGCGAGGCUGUGCCAGAGAUGCGCGUCCAAGAUGCGGUCAAAAGCAUCUACCUCUUCCACAUGAUGGACAGUGGGAUGCUGGCCAGUGUGCUGGAGCUUUUAGGUUGCUCAGACCUUGCCACGUCGCUCAGCGAGCACAGGAUAGUCACGCUUUCGUCCAACCUGUAUUUUACGCCUAUCCUUCAGACCAACCCGCAUUUGUCUUCAGGAUACGACAUCGCCCCAUUCAGUCAGGGCCUGCAGCGGCUGAUGACGCCCAGUGCCAAGGCGAAGAAGCGUGCGCUGAGCUACGCCAACAAGACUGCUUGGGCCUCAGCGCCCGUGGUUGCCGUCCACAUCCGUGCUCGCGAAGAGGGCGAGGACAAUGAUGACUGGCCAACUGCUGAGUCGCCACAGGAGGAAUUGCUGGCCAGCUUGACCAAGUGUAUCGAGCAGGCAGUUCACCUGGAGUUUGGGGACGUCAAGACCUGGGACGUUUACCUUGCUGCGACGACGGACAAGGCGCGGAAGGUGGUUUCCGAGCAUCUCAAGCAGAGCUCUCCCAACCUUGGAAGGAUUCUGAGCUUACCCAAGCUGGAGCGCAACCGCCGCACCGGCGCCGGGACCGUGGAUGCCAUGGCGGAGGCUUUGCUGCUUUCACGAGCAGACAUUUUUGUCCGAUUCGUUGUCGGCACAACUGGCUUUAGUACCUUCGCUUACCUUGCGAACGCCCUGCGGUUCCAAAGUGACUGGGCAUCUAGCCUGCCGCCGUUGCGCCGCGAGGGGUAUGCGCCGAACUACGUGGUCACAGCUGAGUGCGGGCACGAGCACCGAUGCUUCGAAGCACCUGCGGAGGUCCGGAUGGCAGACGUCUCAUGGCACGGGAAGUAUGUCACGGGCCGCUCGUGUGGGGACGUGGUGGCCAGGCUCAAGCAGAAGAUCGGCUGCCCCGCUUUGAAGCCGGCCAGCCUUCAGGAGGAGGAGGAGCUCUGAGUUGGCGCAUCGCUGCUUGUGGCCAAGGUGGCCAAGAGAAAAGGUGCUGAUGUUGUUUGCUUG